Girardinichthys multiradiatus is the source of this 2184-nucleotide messenger RNA. RefSeq names its product Meis homeobox 2a (gene meis2a). Gene Ontology annotation, molecular function: RNA polymerase II cis-regulatory region sequence-specific DNA binding; DNA-binding transcription activator activity, RNA polymerase II-specific. The transcript is spliced from 13 exons. The record is from RefSeq and is a predicted model, not a curated record. NCBI's taxonomy places the organism in Eukaryota, Metazoa, Chordata, Actinopteri, Cyprinodontiformes, Goodeidae. The coding region runs from base 834 to 2012 and encodes 392 amino acids. Gene Ontology annotation, biological process: embryonic pattern specification; brain development; positive regulation of cell population proliferation.
UUUCGAGCUUUUUCUACCCCCAGUGUGGAGUUGAAGCCGUCCCCGCGCCUCGCAUAGACACUCUGCAUAUCACAGGAUUUGGUCUCUCCUCUCCUCUCUCUUGUGCGGAGCUGCUGCAGGACUGGCUAUGGCCACCGCUACUUCCGGGAUCCGUCAUUUCAUUCGCCCACCGCUCAGCGCUGAGAACUGACUCUGUUUCUAUAAGCAAGCCAGCAGCCAACCUGCCAACACUCGCUGACACUCACUCAUCUCAGUCUCGCCAAGAUAGACGAAAUACCUACGGGGGGAAAGAAAAGGAGAGAUCCGAAUCGCGCUCUAAUAAUUUCUACACCUUUAUGUCCCCUCUUCUUCUUUUUCUUGUUCUUUUUUUGCAGUGAUAAAACAAGAUAGCGAUCUGGAGGCAUUAAAGGAGACGCGGACUUGCGGGAUGAAAACGGACUAAAAAACAUUCGUCCUUCUCUUGAACAUCAUCACCAACCGUCAUUCAUUCAUUACCUUGACAACCUCUGGCUUUGAUUGACAGCUGGAGUGGCAAAAAGCCAUGAGACACGACAGUUUAGUUACAUGCAGGUUGUUGAUGGGCCGAUUGUAAACCUUCACUUUGGCGCAUUUUUUCUUUUCUUUUUCUUUUUUUUCCGAGGAAAGAAGGAAAACAAGACAAAAUUGCUGCAAAAACUUCCCGAUGCGACGGUUUGAACUGAACCACACUGGCGAAUAGGAGAAUUCGCAAAAAAAGUUGGUUGAAAGAGGGGAAUCUUGCCACUAAAUCACUUUCCGAUCUGGGAUAUUAAACAUAUACGGACAGAUUCGGGAGUUUAUUGGAGCGCAGCCUGAUGGCGCAAAGGUACGAUGAGCUUGCCCAUUAUGGUGGGAUGGACGGAGUCCCGGCGUCCAUGUACGGGGACCCGCAUGCGCCUCGGCCGCUUCCCCAGGUCCACCACCUGAACCACGGACCGCCGCUGCACGCCAGCCAGCACUACGGAGCCCACGCUCCUCACCCGAACGUUAUGCCCACCAGCAUGGGCUCUGCUGUCAACGACGUUUUAAAGAGGGACAAAGAUCAAAUUUACGGUCACCCUUUAUUCCCGCUGCUCGCCCUCGUCUUUGAGAAGUGCGAGCUGGCGACGUGUACUCCGAGGGAGCCCGGCGUAGCAGGCGGCGACGUCUGCUCCUCAGACUCCUUCAACGAGGACAUCGCAGUCUUUGCCAAACAGGUCCGAGCAGAAAAGCCUUUAUUUUCAUCAAAUCCAGAGUUGGAUAAUUUGAUGAUACAAGCCAUACAAGUAUUACGGUUUCACCUCUUGGAGCUAGAAAAGGUGCAUGAGCUGUGCGACAAUUUUUGCCACCGGUACAUCAGCUGUUUGAAAGGAAAAAUGCCAAUAGAUCUAGUUAUUGAUGAGCGAGAUGGCAGCUCGAAGUCAGAUCACGAAGAACUUUCGGGAUCGUCGACUAACCUUGCAGAUCACAACCCAACUUCCUGGAGAGACCACGAUGACGCCACCUCCACACAUUCAGCUGGCACACCAGGGCCCUCCAGCGGGGGACACGCUUCACAGAGCGGCGACAACAGCAGCGAGCAAGGAGAUGGCUUAGACAACAGUGUUGCAUCGCCUGGCACGGGGGACGACGAUGAUCCAGACAAGGAUAAGAAGAGGCAGAAAAAGCGUGGCAUUUUCCCCAAGGUGGCCACAAACAUCAUGAGGGCAUGGCUGUUCCAGCACCUCACGCACCCGUACCCCUCUGAAGAGCAGAAGAAGCAGCUAGCCCAAGACACAGGCCUCACCAUCUUACAAGUAAACAACUGGUUUAUUAACGCCAGAAGAAGAAUAGUACAACCCAUGAUUGACCAGUCAAAUCGAGCAGUGAGCCAAGGAGCAGCAUACAGUCCAGAGGGCCAGCCAAUGGGCAGCUUCGUACUGGAUGGUCAGCAACACAUGGGGAUCCGACCAGCUGGGCCUAUGAGUGGAAUGGGGAUGAAUAUGGGCAUGGAUGGGCAAUGGCACUACAUGUAACCUCCAUCUUGUAACGCAAAGAAAAAGGGGGAAGUCUGCCAGUCAUGCCAGGGGAGUAUGUACCUCAGAGCAGUCCUAUGGGCAUGAGCAUGGGCCCACCCAUCUACUCCAACCCUCAUCAGAUGCCUUCUCAUCCCUCGCAGCUCAGACACGGACCACCACCUCAUCAUGC